Molecule: messenger RNA, 2600 nt
Organism: Guyanagaster necrorhizus
Lineage: Eukaryota; Fungi; Basidiomycota; Agaricomycetes; Agaricales; Physalacriaceae
Product: acyltransferase ChoActase/COT/CPT
Exons: 15
Coding region: 302-2458 (718 amino acids)
Biological process (GO): carnitine metabolic process
Cellular component (GO): mitochondrion
Molecular function (GO): carnitine O-acetyltransferase activity
Source: RefSeq, a predicted model, not a curated record
CCGACCCCUCUCUUACCCUCUCUUACCUUCUUUCACUCAGUUACUGGAACCGAAGGACUAGCCGUUACCAGCAUUGUGUCACUAAGUGACUAUCUCUGUCGCUCCAGCUUUCCAUCUCCCCUCGUAUUGAAGACUCUUCAAGGCACCGAGCGCGAACCUUCAGGGCGGCCUAGACACAAGUACCGCCGUGCGGACCGCCAUCCCGCCGUCCAGUUACGGAACGGAGGACCUGAGCGCUAAACUAUUAGGAGCUAUCUGUCAGUAGUAAUACUCAAUAUUCGCAUCUAGUUCUUCGACCCCAAUGCCAGGUCAGACCUUUACGUACCAGGACAAGCUCCCAAAGCUUCCUAUCCCCCCUCUGGAGGAUACAUGCAGAAGGUAUCUGAAGGCUCUUGAGGGGUUGCAGGAUGCACGGGAACACGAACAGACGAAGCUAGCCGUGCAGGACUUCUUGGACAAGGAUGGGCCCCGAAUACAAGAGAAACUGAAGACAUGGGCAAAGAACAAAGACAGUUACAUCGAAGACUUUUGGUACGAGUCAUAUCUAUCGCAUACGGACCCCGUCGUCCUAGCUCUGAAUCCAUUCUUCGUUCUCGAGAAUGAUCCUUCUCCCGAUCGAGGCACCCAGCUUCCUCGCGCUGCGUCGCUUAUUAUCUCAUCCCUGGGCUUUAUCCAUGACCUUCGAGCCGGAAUUCUGGAGCCGGAUACAAUUCGAGGAAAACCUCUGGACAUGGACCAGUAUUCGAGGCUGUUCGGCACCGCCAGGAUACCAACAGAGCGAGGGUGUAAGAUGCAAGUGCAUGAGGACUCGAGACAUAUCAUCGUUCUUCGUCGUGGACAGUUUUAUUGGUUCGAUGUCCUUGAUGAUGAUAACUUGCCGGUUCUUACGGAACGCGAAGUCAUUCGGAACCUCAAGGCUAUCAUAUGCGAUGCUGACAAGACCGAUAAGGCUGAUGUCGUCAGAGGCGCGAUAGGCGUCCUUUCCACGGAGAAUAGAAAGAUAUGGUCCCAACUCCGCGAUACCCUGUCUCAUGACCGUACUAACAAGUCAUGCAUUGAUAUCAUCGACCGAUCCCUGUUCGUUGUCUGUUUGGAUGAUGCUGCGCCGGAUAACUUGGCGGAUCUAUGCAGUAAUUUCCUGUGCGGCACGUACGGCUUGGAAGAGGGUGUUCAGACUGGUACCUGUACUAACCGAUGGUACGAUAAGCUUCAAAUCAUCGUUUGUGCAGAUGGUGCUGCUGGUAUCAACUUUGAGCACACUGGCGUUGAUGGUCACACUGUACUUCGGUUUGCGGCUGAUAUUUUCACUGAAGGGUUGAUGCUGCUUGCCCGGUCAAUCAAUCCCUCAGCGCCUACUCUUUUCCACGCGACCCUUUCCCCUCACGCAAAGGCGUUCAAGCCUCCGCGUAACUCUGGUAAACCGCCGACACCACCUCUAGACCACAUUGACACGACACCGAAGAAGUUAGAGUGGAAACUUUCUCCCGAGUUGCGCGUGGGUAUUCGAUUUGCAGAAACGAGAAUUAGCGACUUGAUUUGCCAGAACGACUGUCAAGCGCUCGAAUUUAAGGGUUAUGGAAAGAACUUUAUCACAAGCCAUGGAUUUAGUCCAGAUGCCUUUGUCCAGAUGGCGUUCCAAGCGGCGUAUUUUGGGCUGUACGGUCGGAUUGAAUGUGUGUACGAACCGGCGAUGACUAAAUCAUUUUUGCAUGGACGUACCGAGGCCAUCCGUUCUAUUCAGCCUGAAAGCGUCCACUUUACAAAGGUCUUCUACUCUGAAGCUCCAGCUUCCCAAAAAGUAGACGCCUUGCACAAGGCCUGCGAGCGUCACGUUAAAUUGACCCGAGAGUGCAGCCAAGGGCUGGGCCAAGACAGGCACCUCUACGCUCUGUAUUGUCUCCUCCAGAGGCAGUUUAAUGGAAAUCUUGACCCUUCGCCUGACGACCCUGCUCCAUGGCCGGAGUUCUACAAUAAGAUGCCGGCGAUCUUCACCGACCCCGGCUGGGAACUCCUCAGCACGUCGAUUCUAUCGACGUCCAAUUGUGGGAACCCCGCUCUGCGACUCUUUGGUUUCGGUCCCGUCGCUGCCGAUGGGUAUGGAAUUGGAUAUAUCAUCAAGGAGGACGGAUUAUCUGUCUGCGCGUCUUCGAAGCAUCUGCAGACUAGGCGGUUUUUGAAUACCCUUCAGGAAUAUCUGCUUGAUAUACAGAAGCUGAUCAUCCAUAUCCAUCGCUCGGCGAAUGAACGCCCGGCGCCGUUCGUUGAUCAUGCAGGUAUUCUGAGGGACUCAAAGACAGGACGACCUAUCAGUGGACAUUCGGGUGACGAAGAUGACGAUGAUGAUAUCGCUAUGCCGGGAUACUCGUUCUUUGACAGUGGUGACGUGCAGCUUCUUGGGCACCGGAGGCGUACACCCUAUUCACAUGUUGGGAAGGUACUGCAAUUGGCCGAGUACUAAGCAGCUUGGACUCAGCGGUUUUCUAUUUAUGCAUAAGUGUCGAUCGGUAUGUCGAUUACUGUCGAUUUGUAUGUAUCCCAUUUUGUAUGUGUACUGUUCAUUGGAGUCUUUAAGAAUAUACCAUUUAAUGUUAUUGACGGUG